UUGACAUGAUGCCACUUAACGAAUUGUGUCACUGCGGGCGAAAUCUCACGUUUUGGUUGCUUCACCGGCCGCCUCCAUAUAAAUUCAGUUACCCAAAGAUGAAGUUCUUCUUUUACUGAUCAGAAAGUUCUGGAAGCGAUGGGAAAGUAUAGCCAAGCGAACGCUGGCUGGAUACUUAUGCCGAACACCUGGGGACAAACUAGCCGAUGGUUUUUAAUAUCGCUCAUUGCCUGUGCAUUUUUGCCCUGCGUGUUCAGCACAAGAUCGCGCAUGGCGCCCCCAGGUCAUGAAAUAAUAUUAGCCAGAGAUUCCAUCAAAGAAAGUCAUAAAGUGCUCACCACUAACGGGGUGGAAUGCAAAUUUCCGUUCCGGCUCGGAGGGACCAUUCACCACCAGUGCAUCUCAGUCAGCUCCCGCCGACCCUGGUGUUCCCUCACCCAUAACUUCGACAGGGAUCAUCGAUGGGGCUUCUGCACAUCUGAGAACCGCCAUCCGAAUGACAUCCCGGUGUCUAGACGGGAGCCGGACCCGUGUGGGGGUAACCCGUGCUGGCAUGGUGGCCUGUGCACCAGGGGCUCCCACAACCGCACCUUCGAGUGCACCUGUCCAGAGGGCUACUCGGGGAGACGCUGCGAGGAGAGGCAGUGUUAUGAGGAGACUCACCUGAGGUAUUAUGACUCGGAUGACUCGUGGGGCCGCAUCGCAGAGGGCUUGGUGGAGCAGUGCACCUGCCGAGAUGGACGAUCGGUCUGUGGACGCACACGCUACACAGUCUGCUCGUGGAACCCGUGUGAGAACCAGGGUACGUGCCGCAAAAUCGAGGCCACGGGAGAGGAGGUGUGUGCCUGCAGGUCUGGCUACAGCGGGCCCUUCUGCAGCAUCGUCCCUGCUGCCCACUGUUAUGAAGGCAAUGGCGUCAGCUACAGAGGAACGGCCCUGAGGACCAGGUCUGGAGCCCGCUGUCUGCCCUGGAACUCAGACCUGCUGUUCGACGAGCUGAGCCUGGACCGGGCCAAAGACACCAACCUCCAGGGCCUGGGAGAGCACUCCUUCUGCAGGAACCCUGAUAAAGACAGCAUGCCCUGGUGUUACACGAUGCAGUCCGGAGCCGUGUCCUGGGAAUACUGUGACAUUCCUGCCUGCGUCAGACGCAUACCAUCCACGCGAUUCCAGCCUCCUCCGCCCCGCGACAGGCCCACACCCAACCCCACCCGUGUCAGACGUCCCGGCCCACGCCCUCGACCCGCGCCCAGGCCAAUCCGACCCAACAAGUGUGGCACGCGGCACCAGAAGCGUGUUCCGCGGGGCCGGAUCCUGGGGGGCACCUCGUCGCUGCCCGGGUCGCACCCCUGGAUGGCAGCCAUCUACAUCGGGGAGGAGUUCUGCGCCGGCACCCUGGUGCACGCCUGCUGGGUGGUGUCGGCCGCACACUGCUUCUUCCGCAAUCCAAUGGAGUCCACUAUAAGAGUGGUUCUUGGUCAGCAGAUCUUCAAUGACACGGGUCCCGAUACCAGGACCUACGGUGUGGAAAAGUACAUCUUCCCUCCCAAGUACAGCCAGUUCCACCCUACCGAACAUGAUAUAGUGCUGGUGAAGUUGAAGAGGAAGGAGGGCCGGUGUGCGCGCAGGACGACCUUCAUCCGGCCCAUAUGCCUGCCGGAGAAGAACACCACCUUCCCCGACUACUACUGCUGCCAGAUCACAGGAUGGGGACACAUGCAGGAGACCCACGCAGGAGAGGCUUCGUAA
Messenger RNA from Engraulis encrasicolus (European anchovy), 1749 nucleotides. RefSeq names its product hepatocyte growth factor activator-like. The transcript is spliced from 13 exons. Gene Ontology annotation, cellular component: extracellular region. NCBI's taxonomy places the organism in Eukaryota, Metazoa, Chordata, Actinopteri, Clupeiformes, Engraulidae. Gene Ontology annotation, biological process: zymogen activation; blood coagulation. Gene Ontology annotation, molecular function: serine-type endopeptidase activity. The record is from RefSeq and is a predicted model, not a curated record. The coding region runs from base 139 to 1749 and encodes 536 amino acids.